Molecule: messenger RNA, 674 nt
Organism: Leptonychotes weddellii (Weddell seal)
Lineage: Eukaryota; Metazoa; Chordata; Mammalia; Carnivora; Phocidae
Gene: MRPL27
Product: mitochondrial ribosomal protein L27
Biological process (GO): translation
Cellular component (GO): ribosome; mitochondrial large ribosomal subunit
Molecular function (GO): structural constituent of ribosome
Source: RefSeq, a predicted model, not a curated record
UGAGACCGGAAGCGAGUGUACGGCAAACAUGGCGUCGGUGGCGCUGGCGCUAAGGACGCGGGUGGCUGUUACAGCCCUGCUGAGCCCCCCUCAGGCUGCGUCUCUUGCCAUCAGAUAUGCAUCCAAGAAGACAGGUGGCAGCUCCAAAAACCUGGGUGGAAAGUCACCAGGCAAACGCUUUGGCCUCAAGAAAAUGGAGGGUCACUAUGUCCAUGCUGGCAACAUCCUUGCGACUCAGCGCCACUUCCGUUGGCACCCAGGCGCCCAUGUGGGGCUGGGGAAGAAGAAGUACCUGUAUGCUCUGGAGGAAGGGGUAGUCCGCUACACAAAGGAGGUCUACGUGCCCAGUCCCAGCAACGCAGAGGAUGUGGAUCUGGUCACCAGGCUGCCCAAGGGUGCUGUGCUCUAUAAGACUUUUGUCCACGUGGUUCCUGCCAAGCCUGAGGGCACCUUCAAACUGGUAGCUAUGCUGUGAACUCCUGGUUGAGGCCAUUGGUUGGAGCCUGGAGCCCAGGUGACAGGAGAGGGUGACAGCAGAAGUCAAGGGUCGGGACAACAGGGCCUCCUGAGGAAGUCUGCUUGGCGGUGAUUGCGGAAGUCUCUGAAGUGACUGGCUGGGAAGCCUUUUGGGAGACUUGACCUGGGGCCAAAAAUAAAGUUUGCUGGAGUCCUGA